Onychostoma macrolepis is the source of this 2730-nucleotide messenger RNA. RefSeq lists its product as uncharacterized. Bases 1 to 2730 code for a protein of 909 amino acids. The transcript has a single exon. The record is from RefSeq and is a predicted model, not a curated record. Gene Ontology annotation, biological process: DNA integration. NCBI's taxonomy places the organism in Eukaryota, Metazoa, Chordata, Actinopteri, Cypriniformes, Cyprinidae. Gene Ontology annotation, molecular function: nucleic acid binding.
AUGGAUGGAAUUGAAGCAAAGAUUAGGCUAAAGCCUGAUCAUACUCCAAAAUUCUAUCAGCCAAGGAUAGUACCGUACGCUAUUCGACCAAAAGUAGAGGCUGAAUUGACACGUUUAACAGAGAUGGGAGUGAUUUCACCAAUACAGUACAGUGAGUGGGCCACGCCUGUGGUACCAGUGAUAAAGAAAGAUGGUUCAGUGAGACUGUGUGGUGAUUUUAAAGUGACACUCAACCCAGCCAUUUGUGUGGACCACUACCCACUUCCACGCAUAGAAGAUCUUUUUGCAUCUCUAGCUGGUGGUCAGUUAUUCAGUAAGCUGGAUUUGUCAAACGCUUACUUGCAGAUGCCAGUGGCACAGGAAUCGAGGAAAUUACUCACCAUAUCCACUCAAAAAGGGCUAUUUUGCUAUAACCGUCUUCCCUUCGGGAUUUCCCCAGCUCCUGCAUUAUUUCAGAAAGCGAUGGACCAAGUUCUCUUGGGGAUUCCAAACACUCACUGCUAUCUAGAUGACAUACUGAUAACAGGACGAGAUGACGCGGAGCACCUCAAGACACUAGACCAAGUUCUCAGUAGACUGGAAAAAUAUGGUCUGAAAUUGCAGCGCGAAAAAUGUGAAUUUUUCAAACAGUCACUGGAGUACUUGGGUCAUUACAUAGACGCCGCUGGACUACACAAAUCUCCAGAAAAGAUUAAAGCAAUAAUGGAAGCGCCUACACCAGCUAAUGUAAGUCAGUUACGCUCUUUCCUGGGGAUGAUUAACUACUAUGGCCGUUUCAUUCCAAAUUUGGCAUCUGUUUUGAAUCCACUUAAUACUCUUCUCUGUAAAGAAAAGAAAUGGUACUGGAGUGUGGCCUGUGAACAAUCAUUCCAAAAAGCAAAGGAUCUCCUUACCUCACCAGCUAUACUCACGCAUUAUGAUCCAGAGCUACCCAUUCGUCUCGCCUGUGAUGCUUCCCCAUACGGGGUGGGUGCUUUGAUAUCACAUCUGUGCCCCAAUGGUGAGGAAAAGCCGAUUGCUUUUGCUUCCAGGACACUCAGUAGAGCGGAACGAAACUAUGCUCAGAUCGAGCGGGAGGCCCUGAGCAUAAUCUUUGGAAUUCGCAAAUUCCAUCAGUACUUAUACGGAAGAAGGUUUACCCUCCUCACUGAUCAUCAACCACUAACUGCUAUUCUUAGUCCUAACAGGAGCAUUCCAUCCAUGGCAGCAGCCAGAAUGCAACGAUGGGCUUUGCUUUUAGCCGCCCAUGAUUAUGUCCUUGAGUAUAAGAAAGCAGCCCACCAUGCCAAUGCAGAUGGACUUUCACGGCUACCAUUGCCAGUGACACACACAGAGAAAAUGGACACAGUGGAUGUGUUCUAUGCCAAUCAGGUAGCCACCCUGCCUGUCAGUAAUGCUGAAAUUAAAUGUGACACCCUAACAGAUCCCACUUUGUCAUCUGUGCUGGACAUGGUUUCAUCUGGACGGUUCCCAAAACCUAAAGAUAUACCCACAGACUUGCUACCUUUCGUGACUCGUCGUCACGAACUUACAGUGGUACAAGGAUGUUUAAUGUGGGGGAGUCGUGUUAUUGUACCUCCCAAACUCCGCCACCGGGUGUUAGCUGACCUACACAUAGGCCAUCCUGGGGUGGUAAGGAUGAAACAUCUGGCCCGUAGCUACGUCUGGUGGCCGGGUAUCGAUGGACAGAUUGAGUCACAAUCCAAGUUAUGUCAGUCCUGUCAACGUAUCCAAAAUGCCCCCUGUCCUGCACCACUUCACCCAUGGAUUUGGCCAACUCAUCCUUGGGAAAGGUUACAUGUGGAUUUUGCUGGUCCCUUUGAAGGCCAUAUGUACUUCAUUGUAGUUGAUGCGCACUCAAAAUGGCCUGAAGUAUCCAUCAUGGACAGUACUACGACAAGCAAAACUAUUCAAGUCUUAUGGGGACUUUUCAGUCGUUAUGGUGUCCCUAACGUCAUUGUCAGUGACAACGGCCCGCAGUUUUGCGCUGAGGAGUUCUCAUUCUUCCUGAAGGCAAAUGGGGUGCAACAUAUCCGCUCUGCGCCCUAUCACCCCUCUAGUAAUGGGCAAGCUGAGCGUUUUGUCCAAACAUUCAAACACGCUCUGAAAGCUUCCAGGGGGUCAGCUCCGAUCCAACAGAGACUUGAUGGAUUCUUGUUAACAUACAGAAACACUCCUCAUGCUACUACUAAGGAGUCACCUGCGAUGUUAUUCCUCAAUCGCAAAUUAAGAACCCGACUGGAUCUUCUUAAACCUAGUCUUGCCAGAACUGUGAGUCAGUCUCAGGAGGCUCAGCAGUUACGACGCCAGGAACACUCAAAGUCGAGGGAAUUUUGUGUUGGAGACUCCAUCCUUGUACGUGACUACCGAAAAGGAGAAAAAUGGAUACCUGGAGUGGUAAUGUCAAGAACGGGACCUGUCUCCUACAUCGUCAAUGUGGGCGCUGCUGGAUCCUGGAAACGUCAUGUUGAUCAAAUGUUGAGACAGGGAGUUCCAUCGUCUGACACCUCAAUUGAGCCAGUUGUUCCCGUUUGUUCUGAUAAUUCCCAAACGCAUUCCCUUCUGGAGAAUACCAGUGAAAAGACUAACGAUUUUUUUGAUGUGAUAACUGAUAGCCCAGGGUCAGGUAACACUGACAGAGCACCUUCUGAGAUGGUACAAACAAGAGAGACUUUAAAACGCUAUCCUACCCGUCUCAUUAGACCACCUGACCGUUAUCAAGCAUCCUAA